AUGGCGAAAUACACUGCAAAAAAGCAGAAGGUCCAGCCCCAGCAGAAGGUCUCGAAGCCUUCGAAGAUCUUCAGCCCCUUCAGAGCCCUCGGCAAUGUCUCCAAUGAAGUGCCCUUUGCAGUGGGUACUUUAGGUGCAACUUUCUAUAUUGUCACCUCUGUGGGCCGUUCGUUCCAGAUCUACGACGCCGCCACGUUGCAUUUGCUUUUUGUUUCCCACUCACAGACUCCUGGCAAAAUCCUGGCUUUGGCUGCCCACUUCCACUAUGUUUACGCUGCUUCUGGCAACUCGGUGGGUAUCUAUAAGAGAGGCCGCUUGGAAGCUGAAGUAAAGGUUCCAGGACAGGCAGCUGCCACGAUCAGCCGUCUUUUGGUAUUUGGCGAUUACCUCGUUGUGGUCUCGACCAACGGGUCCAUUGAUGUGUUCAAGAAGCCACUGGGAUCCAAGAUCCCCACCGAGCAUUACACCACCAUCAAGAGCAUCAACACCAAGUUUGCCGGUGACAUUGUGGGUGUGGUCCAUCCACCGACAUACCUUAACAAAAUUGUCGUGGCCACCACCAGCGGCAUCCAUCUCAUCAACAUUAGAACUGGAAAAACCAUCUACAAGUCUCCCCCAGACCAGUUUGGUGAGAACCUCUCUGCCAUCGAGUUUGCACCAGCUCUUGACAUCAUUGCAUUGGGUACUGGCUCGGGAGGAAUUUUCCUCUACAACUUGAAGAAAGGCACUAUUCUCGGCGAGAGAAUCGUUGCUUCUCCCGCAGAUGUGGCUGCAAAGGUCAACUCCAUUUCCUUCCGUACCGAUGGAUCCCACCACCUUGUGGCUGCAUUGAGCAACGGAGAUCUUUACUUCCACGACUUGGUCAAAAAGGCCAGAGUCCACGUUUCGAGAAACGCCCAUGCUGAAGCCACGGGCGGUGUAGCUAAUGCCAAGUUCUUGAACGGUCAGCCAAUUGUCGUGACCAACGGUGGAGACAACCAGCUCAAAGAGCUCGUUUUCGACCCUCCGCUUUCAACAACCAACAGCUCUGUGGUUUCACCUCCCCGUCAUUUGCGUUCUCGUGGUGGCCAUUCUGCUCCUCCAGUGGCUAUGGUUUUCCCCAACGAGGACAAGUCCCAUUUCAUUUACUCUGCAUCCAAGGACCGGUCGUUGUGGUGCUUCUCCAUGAGGAAGGAUGCCCAGGCACAGGAGGUUUCCCAAAGACCACCCAAGACUGAUUCCAAGAAGAAAGGUGGUCCUGUUGCUUCUAUGCGUGAAAAGGUUCCUGAGAUCACCGCUUUGGCCAUGUCGGUCGCCAGAGAAGGAGACUGGGAGAACAUGGUGACGGCUCACAAAAACGAGAAUUUCGCCAGAACCUGGGACUCAAAGCAUAAGCGUAUGGGACGUCAUGAGCUCGCUACUGUUGAUGGUGGUAUUGCGAAAGCUGUGUGUGUUUCCCACUGUGGUAAUUUCGCCUUGGUGGGUUCUUCCAACGGUGGAAUUGGCGCUUACAACUUGCAAUCUGGUCUUCUUCGAAAGAAGUACAUGUUGCACAAGAACAAGGCUGUGACUGGUUUGGCCAUCGACGGCAUGAACAGAAAAAUGGUCAGCAGUGGUCUUGACGGUGUGAUUGUUCCUUGGAAAGCUUCAGCUCGACUCCCCAUCACCACCAUGAUCUACCACAAGGGCUCCGACUUGGUAGCCUGUGCUCUUGAUGACUUGAGCAUUGUGGUGAUCGAUGUGGUCACCCAGAAAGUCGCCAGAGUGCUCAUUGGGCACAACAACAGAAUAACCGAUCUUGAUUUUUCGCCUGACGGCAGGUGGAUUGUGAGUGUUUCGCUUGACGGCACCUUGCGUACCUGGGAUAUUCCCACUGGAGGCUGCAUUGACGGAAUUCGUCUCCCCAACGUGGCUACCAGUGUCAAGUUUUCACCAAUUGGUGACUUUUUGGCUACCACCCACGUCUCCAGCAACGGUAUCUCCCUUUGGACGAACAGAGCCCAGUUCCACCCGGUUUCCACUAGACAGAUGGAGGACGACGAAUUCAGCACAGCGCUUUUGCCUAACGUGUCUGGUGAAGGUGGAGCUUCUCUUAUUGAAGGUGCUCUUGAUAAACCUGCCGAAGACGACAACGACGUCCAUACCACCUACCGUUCCGUUGACCAGAUCAACCAGGAUCUCUUGACGUUGCAUGUGGGCGACAGAAACAAGUACCUGAACAUUUUGCAUCUUGACAUCAUCAAAAAGAGAAACAAGCCCAAGGAAGCGCCCAAGAAGCCCGAGCAGGCGCCAUUUUUCUUGUCUUUGGGCGGUGAAGUUGUGGGUGACCGUGCUGUUGUUGCAGAGAAUGGUCUCAAGAGUCUGACCAACGGUAAUGCUACAACCGAAGAGUCCAAACUCAGAGCCCUCAAGGAGAACGGAGAGCACAAUUUCGAGUCUGAGUUCACCAAACUUCUCAGAAUCGGCGGCGAGUCCGAAGACUACACUCAGUUCAUUGACUUCCUGGUCAAUGCUGCUCCUUCACUCAUUGACCUCGAGAUCAGAUCGCUCAAUUCGUUUCCUCCAUUGGACGAAAUGACCAGUUUUGUCGAGGCUCUCAACCAGGCCAUGCAGCUCAACAGCGACUACGAUGUGCUCCAGGCUAUCUUUGGUCUUUUCCUCAAGCACCAUGGAGACGUUAUCUAUGCCAAUGGCAAAGAAGAACAGUUGCACGAGGCACUCGAGAAAUGGGGUCAGAUCAACCAGCAAAAGGGAGCCAAACUCGACGAGCUUGUGAAAUACUGCUCUGGUGUCGUCAACUUUGUAUCUAUACCUAUCGCCAUGAACGUGGACAUAAUGGCGCCGUUCAAUCGGCUCAAUCUUAGCGGAAACGCCAAGGUUACGGCGCUUCAUUUCCAGAAUGAAAAACUAUUCAUUGGGUUCAGCAAUGGCGACAUCACCAUCAUGAGAGUCAGCGACAAUCCAGAGGCAGUCAAGACUCCUGCUCGCUCCAUGCGAAGCUUUCGUUCAUUUACCGACAUAAAGGGCCUUUUUCACGAUAACGAUUCGUCCCUGUGGUACAGCACCGAGAAAACGUUUCGAAACGUCAAUGGCUCUCAGUCUCCAAUCACCGUCUUACGACUAGUGCCGCUUUACAAGGAUGGCUCGAGAGAUGUGCUUUUUGCGGGCUCCUCAGAUACACUCAAUGCCUUUGAAUGGGUCGGCGCCCACCUCAAUUUGAUCCAUACCUUCCUGGAACUGAAGAACUUCAACCAGUUCAAGUAUGUGGAGACCAGAGACAACAGGCUAGUCUUGGUGGGCACCAAGAAACGCUUGAACAUAUACCAGAUUAAGCAGAAGUCGAGAAAUAUCUUUGAUUUCAUUCUCAUUAAAGAACUCAGCCUUAAGGACAAGCUACGUUCCAUUGGUGGCCAACAUGGCGACAAGAUCGUCUUGGGACUCACCAACUCCUUCAUGUGUCUCGAGCUAGACACGUUUAAUCUCAAAAGCAUAUCCACAGAGAGCUCGGGAAUCAACAGCUUGUCACAAACAACCUCAUUUAGCUACUUUGGCAUAUCUAGCACUGGGCCCCAGGUAUGGAUCUUGGACCCCAAAAACUCAAACUCAUUGGUCAUACGUGACUCUCAGGUUGGAACUCUUCAAUUUGAAGAUGACAAAUAUGCAUUGGGGUCCUCUGAUGUGAGACUCCUGACGGUACCUGUGGAUGUUGCGUUUCUCCUACCAUGCUACUUGCUAGUACUUUACAGCAAAAAGCUCGAGAUUGUUGACAUCGCUAGUGGAGCAGUUAUCCAAGUCUUCCAUCAUCACAUGAACAACUACAAUAUCAGCCUCACGGUUUUCGAGGAUGUCGUCAUCAUUGGUGCGGGCACCAAUGUAUUUCAGUUCAGAAUUAAUCCCAUUCGCAAACAGCUCAACCAGUUUUUGACAAUUCGAGGAUCUAAUUCAAGUGCAAGAGGCCUGAAGGAGCUUCACAGUGAUUUACGGUUGAUAGGUCUAGAGAGGGCUUUAACUUUGGUGAAUAGUCUUGACAACGACGACAGUUUGUUCUUUCCCUUGGGGCUGUUCGAGUCCUCAACCGACAAGUAUAAGCUUUUGUUCCUUCGAAACCUAUACACUGAGAAGGCACAAGUUUUGUUUGAGCUGUACGGGCGGUAUCAUGACGCAUUAAUUGGCAUUGGCUCCGAAUGGAUCCUUUCGUACAAAGAAGUUCUCAAGCUCUUUCCUGACUUCAUAAAUGGCGAAUUCCAGAUAAGUGAGCUAAAAGAGACAACCCCGGAUGAUUCUUUUGAGACCAAGUCAUCUUCCGGGUUCGUUAAUCCGGUUCGUCGUGUCAGCAUCCAAGAGCUCGAGAAUACGAAGCAGGACAUCAUUGCAAGCACAGCAUCCGACAACGCCACUGAAGGUGAGGAUUCUCCAGACAAACCACAUCAUACGGGACUUGCAUCAGGUGUAAGCCUCGAUGACCUGAAGUCCCCCAAGGUUCGAAAAUUCAGCAAAGCAGUUAGCGAUCUUAUUGUUUUCUUGACAGAUCAGAGAAGAAUAUACUCCAUAUUUUUGGGAUCCAACGAUAUGAUGCCUACGAUGCCCUGGAAAAGCGUGGACUUGUCUCCACUCGACCUCGAUCCAAGCCUUAAGGAAGACCAAAUGUGGGAGGAGAUAAAGAAGGACGCCAUCUACAUUGAUACCACCCUUUUCCUUUGCUACUUUUAUACAAAGCCAAUGCUUCUCGGACCCCUUCUUCGUUUGCCAAAUAAUAAGUGUGAAUCGAAUGUGGUCAAUCAUUAUCUUCUCAAGGAUUUACACAGUCAUACCAAGGAGUCGCAUGUCUUCAUUCGUGAGCUUCUAGAUUUUUACUAUGGAAGAUCUCUUCAUGAAGAGGCACUCGAGAUGCUCUAUAAACUCGCACAUGAUGAAACCUCACAAUCUCAUGAAUACGACGAGUACUUCAGAUCUCCUGACCUCACAAUCAGCUACUUCCAAAAGCUUGACAACAGCAAGCUAGACUUAAUUUGCAAGUAUGCGGAGUGGGUUUUGUUAAGUGAUGAAAGUGAGAUGAUACAGCGGGCUGCUGCGAUAUUUAUGAAUGAGACCUACGAGUGUGAAAGUUACGACACCACGAAAGUAUUUGAAUUUUUCAAGAAUGCCAUUAAAAACGACGACUUGGCUAUUCGUUAUCUUGAAUGGCUUCUUUCCGAAACCGAUGUUCUUCAAUCCGCUGGCCGUACGAGACAACGGUCCACGUUUUCGACCAAAUUGUGCUUGUUUUACCUCAAAAAAUUGAAGGCUCUCGAAUUAUCUGACGAGGAGUUUGUUCAAGAUGAGAACUACAAAAAACUUUACGAUUUCUUGAAGAAUUCUAUUGACUAUGAGCCAUGGACAGUUUUGAAGAAUAUUCCAACAAGUCAAGACAAUUUUCUUCGCUUCACAAUAUUUAUCUACAAACGACUCGGUGAGCAUCAAAAAUCUGUGGACGUCUUGUACAACCAGCUCACUGAUUUAAAUGGUGCAAUCGAAUAUUGUGCCGACCUUUAUGACGCAGGUCAGCAUCAAGCCGGUCAGGAUCUCUUACACAAGCUUCUCGAGGAUUUGUUAUUGCAUUACGAGGAGAACAUUGACUCAAUUACCCAGCUCUUAACAACGCAAGGAAAGAAAAUGUCAAUGACCAGGACACUUCUUACUUUGCCAAGUUCCUUCCCAUUACGAAACCUCGAAACCUUCAUAGGCGAAAACUUGAUCCUGGUGGACACUGAUCUCAUGAACAAGAGGAUCACAAGUCAGCUAUACAAGGUAGGAUCUGUGAAGGUGCAAUAUGAGCUUCAGAAGGAGAAAGCGAAGUCCUACAAGAUUGCGAGCAAAGAGGAAAGUUGCGAUAUUUGCCAUGACUCAAUCAAGAAAAAUUUGAUAUGCAUUGACCCCGAUGACAAGAUAUCUCACUAUAAGUGUUAUCAAAAGGAUCGCGACUAA
Candidozyma duobushaemuli is the source of this 5943-nucleotide messenger RNA. RefSeq names its product rRNA-processing protein (gene UTP21). Lineage: Eukaryota; Fungi; Ascomycota; Pichiomycetes; Serinales; Metschnikowiaceae. The transcript has 3 exons. The record is from RefSeq and is a predicted model, not a curated record. The coding region runs from base 1 to 5943 and encodes 1980 amino acids. Gene Ontology annotation, biological process: rRNA processing. Gene Ontology annotation, molecular function: protein binding. Gene Ontology annotation, cellular component: small-subunit processome; Pwp2p-containing subcomplex of 90S preribosome.